GAGAGCACUCACUCACUCUUUCUCUCUCUCACUCUCUCUCUUUCACACUGAGCAGAUCUGAUCACACACACACAGCACUGCUGCCCACCUCUGCAACAGGUGAACAAGCUCCUGAGGACCAACACACACACACACACACCAUGGGGAACCCAAAGCAGUCAUGUCGCAUUAUCGUCCCAGUUGCCAUAUUAUUACUGGCGACUGUUGGCAUUCUUCUGCUCUCCAUCAACACCAAGGACAUGAAGGAACCUGCACAGCAUAUGUAUGGUAUCGUCCUGGAUGCUGGAUCCUCCCAUACAGCUAUGUUUAUCUACAAAUGGCCCGCAGACAAACAGAACGGCACUGGCAUCGUCAGCCAGCAUAGCAAGUGCCGUGCGCUUGGAAAAGGUAUAUCGAGCUAUGCUGGUCAGAGAGGAGAAGCUGCUCGUAGCCUGGAGAUGUGCAUGGAGCAGGCAAAACAGGACAUUCCCAAAACAAGGCAUCAUGUCACGCCUUUGUAUCUUGGAGCCACAGCUGGCAUGAGACUACUGAACAUAUCUCGUCCCAAAGAGUCGAAUGCUAUUUUGAAGGAAGUAGAAGAGAAGUUGAAGAGCUAUCCGUUUCAGUUCAAAGGGGCCACCAUACUGACAGGGCAAGAGGAAGGAGCAUAUGGCUGGGUCACUGUCAACUACCUGUUAGAGAACUUUAUCAAGUACGGGUUUGUAGGCCGUUGGCUGUUCCCUGGCAAAGAGACGGUUGGUGCACUGGAUUUCGGUGGUGCCUCGACUCAGAUUACUUUCGAAACCAAGGACAAGGUGGAGGAUAAGAACAACCUGGUGAUGCUGCAGCUGUAUGGCAGAAACUACAGCCUCUACACUCAAAGCUUCCUGUGCUACGGCAGGGACCAGAUGUUACAAAAGCUGCUGGCUCACCUGGUUCAGUCUCAGGGCACAGAUGGACUCAUAACCAACCCUUGCUAUCCACCGAAUUACAAUGUGUCCAAGACGCUGGACAUGUUAUUUGAUUCUGCGUGCACAGUACACAGCAAACCCACUCAGCUGAAAGGCGACAAGACGCUUCAAAUUAUCGGCUCGGGGAACUACAAGGAGUGCCUGGGGAACAUGUCCCAGAUAUUCUCUUUCCAAUCCUGCAACUACUCCAAGUGCUCCUUCAAUGGUGUUUUCCAGCCCAAUGUUGUUGGCAAAUUUAUAGCAUUUUCUGCUUUCUACUACACCUAUGACUUCCUGAAGCAGGCCGUAGACAUCACCAUCACUUCCCCCAAGCUCCUAGAAGAGGCUGCCAUGACCGUCUGCAACAUGAGCUUCCAGGAGAUGCUGCAGAAGGUUCCAGGUCAGCAAGAACGACUUCAAGACUACUGCUCAGUCACAGUCUUUAUACAAGUGCUUCUUCUGAAAGGCUACGGGUUUGAUCUGAACUCAUUCUCCCACAUCGCCUUCCAGAAGACCGCAGGGGACACGUCGAUCGGUUGGGCCCUCGGUUACAUCCUGAACCUGAGCAGUCUCGUGCCGUCUGAGAGUGUGUCUCUGAGAAAGGUUAUUUCUCCAACAGCCUGGAGCAUGCUCAUUUUCCUCUUCACUUUCCUGCUCAUCCUAGCAAUCGUGUUUCUACUGAUGGCCAUGUGUCGCAAGAAGAGCGUAAAUGACACCGUGCUAUAAUUAUGACUGUUUGGAUUGUAUUUUUUUUUUCAUGUUUUUAUGCACUGAAUGAAAAGGAUAGUGGCAAGGAGUUGUUUAUGAGCACUGAAGUGAAAUCAUGACUCUGGCAAGGUGAAUAAAAAACUGUCCACUGUACUAUAUUAGGUUAAAAAUUUAGCAGAAAGAAUCUGUAUUGAAUUUAUGCUGGAGGAAAAAAAACAAAAGGGGAUAGUUUAGAAUAAAACAAAAUAGAUUUAGUCAAGGAUUUUUGCUUUGUAUGUUUUGCAUAAACACAUUCACGGUUAUUUUCAGGAACGGUUUACGCAGCGCCUUUUUUGAUAAAGAUUCGGUUUAAAUAAUUGUUUUAAGCGAAAUGUUAUGAUGUAAUGCUGGAAUGUUUUUAUAAUGCAUGCAGAAUUGUAAGCUCACAAUGUGUUUUCUACCCUGUACUGUGGUGGUGAUGAAGAAAGGUUUUGUGUUUGAAUUCUUUGGCUCUAUAUGUGAUGAAUAAAAACUGUUUUCUACA
Molecule: messenger RNA, 2160 nt
Organism: Neoarius graeffei (lesser salmon catfish)
Lineage: Eukaryota; Metazoa; Chordata; Actinopteri; Siluriformes; Ariidae
Gene: entpd2a.2
Product: ectonucleoside triphosphate diphosphohydrolase 2a, tandem duplicate 2
Exons: 9
Coding region: 141-1655 (504 amino acids)
Biological process (GO): nucleoside diphosphate catabolic process
Cellular component (GO): plasma membrane
Molecular function (GO): GDP phosphatase activity; UDP phosphatase activity
Source: RefSeq, a predicted model, not a curated record